This is a messenger RNA of Caretta caretta (loggerhead turtle), 2151 nucleotides long. RefSeq names its product protein FAM162B-like. Gene Ontology annotation, biological process: cellular response to hypoxia; positive regulation of release of cytochrome c from mitochondria; neuron apoptotic process. NCBI's taxonomy places the organism in Eukaryota, Metazoa, Chordata, Testudines, Cheloniidae. The record is from RefSeq and is a predicted model, not a curated record. Gene Ontology annotation, cellular component: mitochondrion.
AUGUUGGGGCGGCUAUUGAAAAGUAAGCCUCUUGUCACAGGUAUUUUGAGAGCAACCGAUUUCUGGAGGUGUCCAUGUACCAAGGAUGCUCAGAUAUUGUUACAGACAAGAAGAACGCUUUGUAACAAAGCGGAGGCCACAAAGAAGGUUAUUUCUCAAACAGCUAUUCCAGGCCGUGACACAUUCAGAAAUGACAGGAGACCUACAGCAUUUGAUAAAAAGAUAUUAUUAUGGGCGGGACGGUUUAAAAAAGAGGAGGAUAUUCCAGUUCUAGUAUCAUCUGAAGUCAUCAAAGCUGCUACGAACAGAGCGAGGAUCAAAAUUUGCUACAUCACAAUGGCCCUGACUCUGCUAGGCUGCUUGGUCAUGAUCAUCUCAGGCAAGCAAGCUGUGAGAAGAGAGGACACGCUGCUGAGGAUGAAUGCUGAAAAGAAGGCCAUGUGGCGGGCUGAAGCAGAGACAGAACUGGAGGCAGCUGCAAUGAAAACUCAGUGAUCAAGGCGGGAUUGAUUUUAGCAGCCAGCGACAAGUGAUUUAUAGAUGUGGCACACGCACCUCCGUUCCGCUAACUCUUUGGAGCUUCUUGUCACGGCAAAGAUUUCCGACAGAAAACUGGUUACUCAUGAAAUUUGAAACCCUAGUGGAAAUGCCAGCAGACUUGGUUAGAAGCCUUCUGCUGAUCUCUGAGCUUUUGUAUAGGCCUCAGUUGGCGAGUCAGAAUCAGUAUAUCGGCUUUUUUCCAAACCGACAUUGGCCAGCUUGGAAUCAGCUGAAAAAAAGGACAAGGGUGGUUCAGAGGGUUGGGUGCUAGCCUGGGACUCUUGAGAUCCAGCUUCAGUUCCUUGCUUUACCACUGCCUCCUUGCGUGACUUUGAUCAGUCACUUACUCUUUAUGCCUUAGUUCCCUAUCUAUAAAAUGGAGGUAAUAGCAUUUGACUACCUCACAGGGAUGUUGUGAGGGCAAACACAAUAAAGAUUGUGAGGUGCUCAAAUACUGUGGCUAGCGCGAGGCCAGAAGCAGUUUUCUCACCCUGUGGGAAUUGUUGAGGUUUCAAAAAAUUUUCCCAUCCCAGAUCAGGAUGAAAAGUUGAAAUCUCAAAAAUUUUUGCAAACAAAAACAAACAAAACCCACAAUAUUUGGGGGGCAAUCUAGGUAUUUUUUAUUUCAAUUUUGCCUUUCCCCCCCUUUUUUAUAAACCUUUUUUUAGUCUAAAUUUACUAAAAUUUUGAAAUGAAAAGUCACUGUGACUCAAAACCCCCAAUACUUUCUGGAUAGAAGAUGCUGAAAUGGGACAUUCUGACAAUUUCAACUCUUCCUUCCAAAAAGUUUUUGAGUUGGGAGAUUCGUCAAAAUCAACUGUGUUUUAGCACAAAAAUGGUUCAGUGAAAAAUUCCUCACCAGGUCUAACUGCACUAGUGGGAGCCAUAUACAUUUCUUAGAUAGAAAACUUCCUGGCAUUUCUGCUGAAGGAUACCACCAUUCUAAAUACAGAGCCAGGCACUCAGUCUUUGGAGGGACAAAAGCAGUAUCACUAAAUCAGAGCAAUCCAAACGAACCAUAUUCUAGCAGCUUGCUUUAAAGGGGUGGUGGAAAGCUUGGUAAAAGUGACCUUCCAGAGCCUAUCUGCUGGGGGGAAUAAUGGCUGAGCUGAAUUUUAAAAAUCACUUAUGCACAAAUCUAGUCUUCACCCCCACCCCUAAAAAACCCCUAAGUCUCCUCUCUGUGGGCAUGCUUAGCUUUGAUUGGCAGUAGAAUGUGUGUACUUCCUUAGCAGCGGGGUGGGGAGCAGGCAAAUUGUGGAUCAGCCAAGCAGGGAGGUGUUCACGCUCCCUGUGGACCUAUUUUCACGAGGGAGAAUGUGGUGUAGCAUCAAGCUGGUUUGGGUUGGUCCACGGGAGCAGCUGGGCCACAGCCAGUGGGUGUAAUAUCAGGGAAAUAUCAGCUCAAAGGUGCUGGGGCCAGAGAAGAUGCAUCUGCAAUCAAGCAGUUCUGCUGCUGACCUUGGUGGCUGGGUCCCUGGGCAAUGGUCUUUAUCUCAGGAUACCUGCCCUUAUGUAGAGACGCACUGUCAUGGCAAAGCGUUUUGCCUUGUUGCGUUGCCCUGUGGUUUUCUUUUUAAUUCAGGUCAUUGCCUCACAUGAAAGCGCCUA